This is a messenger RNA of Etheostoma cragini (Arkansas darter), 500 nucleotides long. RefSeq names its product apoptosis inducing factor mitochondria associated 2 (gene aifm2). The record is from RefSeq and is a predicted model, not a curated record. Gene Ontology annotation, biological process: positive regulation of apoptotic process; apoptotic mitochondrial changes. Gene Ontology annotation, cellular component: mitochondrion; cytoplasm. NCBI's taxonomy places the organism in Eukaryota, Metazoa, Chordata, Actinopteri, Perciformes, Percidae. The transcript is spliced from 2 exons. The coding region runs from base 15 to 359 and encodes 114 amino acids. Gene Ontology annotation, molecular function: electron-transferring-flavoprotein dehydrogenase activity; flavin adenine dinucleotide binding.
CUCCAGCCGGCUGCAUGGCGGCCAACGGCGCUCUGAAGGUCAACGCCCACCUGCAGGUGGAGGGUUUCCCCAACGUCUUCGCCGUGGGCGACUGCGCCGACGUCAGCGAGCCGAAGCUGGCGUACCACGCCGGGCUGCACGCCGCCGUUGCCGUUAGCAACAUCAGUAACAGUGUUACAGGGAAGGAACUGACUUCGUAUCACACAGGUAACGUGACCAUGAUGCUGGCGAUGGGCCAUGACGACGGCGUGGGGCAGUUCAACGGGCUGAAGCUGCCGCGCUGCGUCGUCGCGCUGGCGAAGAGUCGAGACCUGUUACUGUGGAAGAGCUGGAGGGAGAUGGAGCAGAACCAGCCCUGAUACACACACACACACACACAGAACCAGCCCUGAUACACACACACACACACACAGAACCAGCCCUGAUACACACACACACACACACAGAACCAGCCCUGAUACACACACACACACACACACACAGAACCAGCCCUGAUACAC